AGAUUGAUUCGUGGAAAUUGGCAGUGUAUCAACACUGAUAAAUUACCAGUACAUGAGCUAUUUGUUAGAUAUUUAAAAUAUCGUAUUGGAAGAAAUGCGGUAAUUCGCAAUCUAAUCUCUCUCGUCUGGGUGUCCAUGCCUUGCCAGGAUCCCUGACGGCUUCUCGCUAAUUCCUGCCAAAAGUAUCAGUGGAUUUCUUGCUUUUAAUCUCCCAUGAUGCCUUAUUCGAUUAUUGUCAAUGUUCGCCAUCCCGGACCGGCUGUUAAACUCUUUAGUUUUAAACUGAGGCGCUCAGUUGAGCCUCGACAGCAGCAGAGAAAUAAAAGGAGAGUGAAAAUUGCCUCCUACAAGUGCAAAGGGCUCAAUACUGAGGUACUAAAGUGUUCUUUAAUCGUUGCUUUUAUUCUUCGUGAAAUGGCACAAUGACGGCAAAAGUGAGGAAGCUUAGAAUAUGGGACAUGCAAAUGGUUACUGCUGACAUGAGAUCUGUGGUUGCGAUGCCUACCAGCCGCGUGGGUUUACUGAUUUUUGUCUGUUAUACAGCACUGUGGUGUAUAGGAGAGACACUCAUAAACAGCUCUUCUACUCAAGACAAAGAAGUAAGAGUCCAUUCGGAAAACAUUACACGUAUUCUCGAUAGACUUCUCGAUGGAUAUGAUAACAGGCUACGACCCGGUUUUGGAGGUCCGGUCACUGAAGUGAAAACUGACAUAUACGUGACAAGUUUCGGUCCUGUAUCUGACGUGGAUAUGGAAUAUACCAUGGAUGUCUUUUUCCGUCAAACUUGGAUUGAUAAGAGGCUAAAAUUUGAUGGACCCAUUGAAAUACUUAGAUUGAAUAACUUAAUGGUUAACAAAAUUUGGACUCCAGACACUUUCUUCAGAAAUGGAAAAAUGUCCAUUGCUCACAAUAUGACGACUCCCAACAAGCUUUUCAGAAUCAUGCAAAAUGGCACUAUUCUUUACACCAUGAGACUCACCAUAAAUGCAGCAUGUCCUAUGAGACUUGUGAACUUCCCAAUGGAUGGGCAUGCGUGUCCUUUGAAGUUUGGCAGCUAUGCCUAUCCUAGAAGUGAAAUAAUUUACACAUGGAAGAAGGGCCCUUCGUAUUCUGUAGAAGUACCAGAUGAAUCUUCCAGUCUGCUGCAGUAUGAUCUUGUAGGCCAAACAGUAUCCAGUGAAACCAUGAAAUCCAACACAGGCGAAUACAUAGUGAUGACAGUGUAUUUUCACUUAAAAAGGAAGAUGGGAUAUUUUAUGAUUCAGACUUACAUUCCUUGCAUUAUGACUGUAAUUCUCUCUCAAGUAUCUUUCUGGAUUAAUAAGGAGUCCGUCCCUGCUAGAACAGUAUUUGGUGAAUACUCCAUACAAAUAGUCUAUUUUUUCCUACAAAGAAAAUUAGGCUAUUAUCUCACUCAGACUUACAUCCCAUGCAUCAUGACUGUAGUUUUGUCUCAAGUUGUGUUCUGGAUAAACAAAGAAUCUGUCCCUGCUCGUACUGUGGCGGGUAUUACUACAGUUUUAACCAUGACUACCCUAAGUAUCAGCGCACGCCACUCACUACCAAAAGUGUCCUAUGCUACUGCUAUGGAUUGGUUCAUAGCUGUUUGUUUCGCUUUUGUCUUUUCUGCACUCAUCGAAUUUGCAGCUGUAAACUAUUUCACAAAUUUUCAGGCUCAAAAAGCCCUCAAGAAAGCAACACAAACAACAGCAUUAUUAUCAACAGUAACGGGAGUGCCUGAAUCAGAGGAGAUAGUAUCGCAUUCUGAUUCCAAUUCCAACUUAAAGAAAAGAUUUAACUCCAUGGCACCUCAGAAAGAGUCAGCAGCCAAUGUAGAACCAGAUCCUAACAGCAAUGUCGCACCAGUUUCAUAUUCUGCUCCUGGUCUACCUCCAUCUGCUCAACCACAAUCUCAUACUGGCACCAGCAAGAUAGACCAGUAUGCCAGGAUCCUUUUCCCGUUAUCAUUUGGAGCUUUUAAUCUGGUGUAUUGGAUUGUAUACCUUUCAAAAGACACCAUGGAAAUGGGAAGUAAUAUAUAACUUGCCAUGUCAUAUGUUACAUGUGUGUGCAACCAAACAAUAUUGCAAUAUCAUGCAUACAAAAAUAAUAGAUAUAUUGAUUUUCUUACAAAAUAUAUGCACAGUACACAGUUAAAUGAAAACAUAAUUUCUUGGGGGCAAAAUAUGUUACAGUGUUGAAAUACUGUUUUACAUAUAAUUUCUUUAUAAUACAUAACAAUUGAAAAUAUCCACUGAAGAAAGUUAGGAAUAACACAGAAUUACAACAGUUUAAUUUGAUGUAAACUGGACAAUUUCUCUUUGAAGAACUGAAUUUAGUGGACUGAUUCUGCUUUUCAUAUUUUGCACUCCUGUCCUUGUCAAAUAUUUUAUGACCUUAACAUGUUAUUGAAUAUAAUAUCAAGGCUGGUUUUGAUUUGACUCUUGUAAACCGGGAAAUACUGUGGGGUGUGUGUUGGAAUCUUGUAACAUAUUGUUAACUUUCUUGAGUUCAGUCCUGAAAAUAUUUUGGAGAAGAUUUAUUUUGUGUGGUCAUUGUGGUUUGAAGUAAAACACUGCAAUAUAUAAUAAGUUUAUUUUUAUUGAAUGAUUUCUUUGUUCACACCGUUAAUUUGAUUUUAAAAAAAUUGUGUAAAAUAUAUAUUUUUAGAAAACAGGGAUCAAAAUAUUUCAUUGCAGAAAUGUCACCUCAAAAGUCCAACCUUGAAGAUGGAAUGAUGGUUAAAUGAGAGAUUAGGAUUUAUUUAUGAAAAACAGGUGUAGAUGAAGCACACUCAAUGUUUAGAUAUAUCUAAUGUUUUUUUAAAAAGUAUCCUUGCUUACAUAAUAAAUAUUGAUAACAUCAUUGAGAUGACUAGAAGGCUAGAGUGAACUUGACAGUUUAUCAGAAUUUCUUGUAAUUUACUGGAUUAAUUACCAACCAUUUUUUCAGGUUUUUUUAUGCAGUGAAUGUCGUAAUUUUUCCUUGAUUCAUAGCUGCAGUACUACCUUUUUCUUGUGAGAUAAACAGAUCCAAGCUCGUAAAUGAUCAGUAAUAUAGACUGUUACUUUUGAUUAAUUCUUGGAAUUUUGCUCAAAUAUCUUCAGGAUUUUAUUUUCUUGCACUUGUACCAUUAAUUACUCAUGACCCUCCAGAAAUCGAAAAAGAUGGAGUCACCCUAUAUCGAUUGUGACUGAAUCGUCAAGAAAUGAACUGCGUUAGAAUUAGUUUUCUUUUCACAUUAUUCUCUUUCUGAAUUACUUGCAGAGUAAUAUAUUUUUCUUUACAGUUGACACAAAUUAGAAAAUAGUGAACUUUCAGCUUAUUUUAUUUCUCAUCAUUUUGUGCUUCUGCUGAAGAACAAGCUCAUUCUUGAUAUUAUGUAACGAUCAGUUUAAGUGUCUUCCUUACGGAUUUUUGACUCCAGGCUUGAUAUUCAAUGGAUGUAGUGGUGAGCACCAAUAAACGUACUGUCUUCCCUGAAUCGUUAUAGAAGAUUAGAAAUGUCUGCCAUUAGGGCUUUGAAAUAUUAGAUUCUUGAGAGUUACUAUCAGUUAAGGACACUUGCAUGGAAUAUAAGGAAGUUGCAGUGCAAGAAUACAAAUCCAAUCGAGUAAACUUAACUUUUGUGCUCCUGAGAUGCUGCUCGGCCUGCUGUGCUCAUCCAGCUUCACACUUUAUUAUCUUGAGUAAACUUAACUUCACAGCUUUAAAUUAUGAAAAUAAGUAUGCAACAAUGAUCCAGGAAUCCAUUACAAAUUCAUCACCUAUUGGAAACAUUCUUUUACAAUUCAUUUUGCACAAUUUCAUAACCAUGAAACCCUCUAUAAGAUCACCCCUAUGUUUCAGUAGAAAAGGGUCUGAUUUUAAGCCAUCUUUACGACUGUGGCCUUUUAUUUCUGUAUUAUUCUAGUGAAUUUUCACUGUUUUCUUUCUACAUAUCCAGUAAACAUCUUACAAUAGAGCUCUGAGAACUAGAACUGUAUUCCAAUUUUGGGUUGACCAAGGUCGUGUAUAAACUUAGCACUAUAUAUGUGCAAUAUUAUGCAUUCAUUUCUGUAAGGAUUAAGUGUUUUAAAAUAAUCAAUUCAGAUAACACUCUCCAAUGGAGUUAAUAGAUUGUCAGUGAGGGAGAACUGUACUGACAUGCUAAGAAUUAAAAUUACAAGAUUCUCAAAGAACCUUAGGUUAAAGAUUAUACAAAUAACAACUUACUUCUGAUAGACUGUUGCCCUGAUGGCAGCACCUUCUGACCAGUUCCAACAUCAUUUUCUAAGGGGAUAACUGUCUGUACUGCUAUGUUUAUAUCAAACAAUUCUAUAGCUCUGUUGUGAAAAGUUUCAUAAGUCUCAUUUUCUCUUCAUGUAAGGAUAUAUUUUUAUUCAACAAAAUGAAAAUACAACUCACCAUGUUCAAUUAAUUUUGAAAACUAUUUGCCACUUUUUCUAAUGUAAUAAACUGAUGUCUUCAAGAUAAUUGAGAUUUUCUCAACAAUAUGUUGUGGUAGCAAAAUGCCUUUUAUUUGGCAGAUGCAGCAAUAAAGUCACUGGAUUUCAUUGAUUAAUAAGAAGUAAAAGUAAGUCAAGUAAAUACCCCAAAACAACAAAACCAAUAUGAUGAAAUAACAACCAAAAGAACUGCGGAUGCUGUAAAUCAGGAGCAAAAACAAACUUGCUGGAAAAGCAGCAGGCCUGGCAGCAUCUGUG
Stegostoma tigrinum is the source of this 4706-nucleotide messenger RNA. RefSeq names its product gamma-aminobutyric acid receptor subunit alpha-6. NCBI's taxonomy places the organism in Eukaryota, Metazoa, Chordata, Chondrichthyes, Orectolobiformes, Stegostomatidae. Gene Ontology annotation, molecular function: transmitter-gated monoatomic ion channel activity involved in regulation of postsynaptic membrane potential; benzodiazepine receptor activity; GABA-gated chloride ion channel activity. The transcript is spliced from 10 exons. The record is from RefSeq and is a predicted model, not a curated record. Gene Ontology annotation, biological process: regulation of postsynaptic membrane potential; nervous system process; synaptic transmission, GABAergic. Bases 423 to 2042 code for a protein of 539 amino acids. Gene Ontology annotation, cellular component: neuron projection; synapse; postsynapse.